Fimicolochytrium jonesii is the source of this 3312-nucleotide messenger RNA. RefSeq lists its product as uncharacterized. Gene Ontology annotation, molecular function: damaged DNA binding; single-stranded DNA binding. The transcript has 8 exons. Lineage: Eukaryota; Fungi; Chytridiomycota; Chytridiomycetes; Spizellomycetales; Powellomycetaceae. The record is from RefSeq and is a predicted model, not a curated record. Bases 98 to 3220 code for a protein of 1040 amino acids. Gene Ontology annotation, cellular component: nucleus; site of double-strand break; Smc5-Smc6 complex. Gene Ontology annotation, biological process: double-strand break repair via homologous recombination.
UGCCUCUUCGAAACAUAUAUUUCAGCGCCGGUCGGCAGGCAAACGAAAGCAAGAAGAUGCCACUGGCUCCAUCGCCCAAGUCGAGGUGGCCAACUUCAUGUGCCAUACAUUCCUCAAAAUCGAUUUGGGCCCAAAGAUCAACUUCAUCGUCGGACACAACGGAUCAGGCAAGAGCGCCGUCUUAACCGCCCUGACCGUCUGUCUCGGCGCUCGGGCAACCCUCACGAACCGAGCAAACAGCGUGAAAGAUUUCCUGAAAGAAGGCUGCAAUGUCGGGUCCAUCACUGUCACCAUCCGAAAUGAAGGCAACGACGCCUACAAGCCGAGCGAGUACGGCGAUCGAAUCAUUGUCGAACGAAAGAUCAGCAGGGAGGGCUCCGGCGGCUACAAGAUCAGAGCCAAGAAUGGCAGAGUCAUAUCCACAAAGCGGGAGGAGCUCCUAAACAUCAUGGACAGCAUGGGCAUCCAUGCCGACAAUCCCAUGACGAUCCUCACACAGGACGCCGCGCGGGGCUUCCUCGCCAACAGCACAUCCAAGGAAAAGUAUCAGUUCUUCCUUACCGGCACCGGUCUCCGGCAAUUGAGCGCCGACUACUCCGUCAUCACGGAGAGUCGCCACACCUUAGACCAGCAAAUCCGGCGCAGAUCCGAGGUCCUACCGGACAUGAAGAAGGAGGUCAAAAGGUUGGAACAGGUGGUAAAAGGUCUCGAACGCGCGCGUAAAAUCGAGGAAGAGGUGGCGAUGCUCAAAGAGAUGUGGGUCUGGUCCGAAGUCAAAGAAGUCGAGCAGAACCUCGAGGCCCGAAAGGCCGACGUGGUGCAGAAACAGAGAUGCUUGACCAAAGUGACGCAAAAGCUCCAAAACUCCGUUGCCAAAUGCGAGGAGCUGGAUGGGCAAGUCCAAGCGCUGGAAGCUCAACUCGCUGCACAACAAGGACGUAGCGCGCCCCUUGUGCGGCAGCGCGCGGACCUGAGAGCGGAGUUGGAAGAAGUGCACAAGGCUCUCAGGGAAGUCGAUAACGAAAUACAGGAGAUGAACGAGGCCGUCACGCUCAACCGACGCAACAUUGCCGAUAUCGAUAGACGCAUCGAGGAGGAGACGCAGAAAUUGCAGGUGGAUGGACAAAUGACCCGCUUCAACCAGCUUGCAGCCAUCAAAGCGCGCGAAGACGCAAAGGCCGAGAUCGAGGCGACGCUCCGGCGAUACGACGGCGAGCGCGCCGCUGUAGACCAGGAAUGGGACCAGGCGAAACGAGCGGUCCACGAUCUAACCAGCAACAUGCAGCGUCUGCAGACCGCCCAGCGCUCCCAGCAGGACCGCCUGCACAGCCUGAGCAACCAAAGCUCUGACCGCCUCGAGGCGUUUGGGCGCGAGAUGCGGCGGGUGAUGGAGCAGAUCGAGCGGUUCGAGCGCGAGAAGCGCUGGAAAGGCGCCAAACCCCUCGGCCCGAUCGGGCUGCACGUCAAGCUCCGGCAGACCGAUUUCGGCAACGCGAUCGAAACCCUCCUCGGAAACACCCUCAACUCCUUCGCGGUCGAGACCCCCGAGGACGUCCUGACGCUCCAGAAACACAUCCUCGACCCCUGCGGCUGCCGCUCCAGCAUCCUCCGCUACCGCAACCAGCGCAUCGACAUCUCCCGCGGCGAGCCCCACAAGGACCUCAUGACCGUCUACCGCGCCAUCGAGGUCGACAAUGAGAUCAUCCUCCGCCAGUUGGUCCUCAACCACGCGGUCGAGAAGAGCGUGUUGGUGUAUACGAGACGCGAGGGCGAGCAGAUCACCGGCGGUGGGUUCCCGCAGAAUGUGAAUGUGGUCGUGACAAAGAACUGUUUCAGUGUCGGGAACCGAGGCGGGGGGCUGAGCACGAGCUCGUUGAUGCAGUACAGGGGCCGCCCGAGGAUUCUGCAGGAUAUUUCCUCGGUUAUUCGAGAAGCGGAAAGGGAACUCCGAGCCACGGAGAGCGAGAUCGACCGGCUGGGCCCGCUCUUGCUCGAAGCCAAAGGACAUCUGCGGCACGUGGAAGACAAGCAGAAGACGCUGAGGAACGAACAUGCCAAGUCACAAAGGCACCAUACACAGACGGUGCAGGAUAUCGCGCAGAUGAAUGAUGAUUUGGUGGAUGAGAAUGAAGGGGAUAAUAUCGGGCCCUUGCGUGAGGCUAAAAGGGCCGAAGAAGCCAACAUCGAAGCCACCGCCAACCAAUCGCGCGAAUGCCUGCGCCGCCAACAAGACCUCCGCGCCUCCGAACAACCGAUCCGGCACCAGAUCCAGCACCUCGACGACGAGCAACGCAUCAUCGAGCGCGAAAUCAACCAGGUGGUCGAGCACAUCAACGCCGCCACCUUGGCCCUCGCGCAAACCACCGCACAGCGCGAGCGCUACGAAGCCGGGCUGGUCCAGGCGCAGGGUGACUUACGCGACGCGGAACAGGCCGUCGCGGAGGCGGAGGAGGCGCUGCGGAGCGAGGUGGAGAAGGCGGAGGCGUAUUGCGAGCGUGUGGAACCACGGAGUGGGAGGGAGGCGUUGGAGCAUGACAUAAGGACGUUGGAGGCGACGAUCAGGCAGAUUGCUCAGACCCACGGCGACUAUAACGUCAUGAAAACCACGUACCUCGCCAAACUGCACGCGUACGAAGAAGCCAGGAACGAGAUCAAGGACUGGCGCAAGCUUGGGCAGGCCGUUGGCGAGGCGCUCAACGUGCGCAUGGCACAGUGGAUCGCGUACCGCGGCUACGUGUCCAUUCGCGCCAAGUUCCUCUUUGGGGAGCUGAUGGGCAAGAGGGGGUACAGGGGCCGGCUGAAGCUGAAUCAUCAGGCAGGGGCGUUGGAACUGGCGGUAACGGUCAACAGCGACGAAAGCAGCCGGUCGGCCAAAGGCAAGGGCAAGGAAAAGGAUCCGCGAUCGCUCUCCGGCGGCGAGAAGAGUUUCUCGACCGUGUGUCUGCUGCUCGCGUUGUGGGAAUCCAUGGGCAGCCCGUUCAGAGCGCUGGACGAGUUUGAUGUGUUCAUGGACGCCGUCAACCGCCGCGCCGCAAUGACGGCCAUGAUCGAGAACGCGCGCGAGUCCGACAAGCCGUGCCAGUACAUCUUCAUCACCCCGCAGACCAUGGGCAGCGUGCCCGGCCUCAACGGGGAUGAUGUGCGCGUGCAUCGGAUGAUGGAUCCCAAUCGCGCAAACUUCUUUGGCGCCGCGGCGGCUGGGGGCGCGAGUCAGGCGUGAGGGCGGUGGUCGGUGGUGGGGGAAAUCCCUACGUCUAGCCCCUACUUGAUAGGAACAAUAGGCCACACAACCCUCUUCCGCCCCUUCCCCUU